Molecule: messenger RNA, 1722 nt
Organism: Arachis duranensis
Lineage: Eukaryota; Viridiplantae; Streptophyta; Magnoliopsida; Fabales; Fabaceae
Exons: 2
Coding region: 1-1722 (573 amino acids)
Biological process (GO): DNA integration
Molecular function (GO): nucleic acid binding; RNA-DNA hybrid ribonuclease activity
Source: RefSeq, a predicted model, not a curated record
AUGCAGCCAACAGAACAAAGGUAUUCUAGGAUAGAACAGCUAGCCCUAACACUUGUGGUCACAGCAAGAAGACUAAGACACUACUUCCAAAGCCACACAAUAAUAGUAAGGACAAACCACCCACUAAGACAAAUAUUGACAAAACCAGAACUCGCCGGACGCCUAACCAAAUGGUCGAUCGAGCUCUCAGAAUUUGACAUUCAGUUUCAGCCUAGAUCGGCCCUUAAAGUACAGAUCCCCGCCGACUUCAUCACGGAACUGACACCUGAUGAACAUAACAAAACAUGGGAAUUACAUGUGGACGGAGCGUCAAGCCGAGAAGGAAGCGGAGCCGGGAUAAUCCUGAAAGAAGGAGAUGAAGUAGUAGCCGAACAAGCCCUCCAGUUCCACUUCUCGGCAAGCAACAACCAGGCCGAGUAUGAGGCCCUCAUAGCAGGACUUAAGCUCGCCCUAAGCCACCAAGUACAAAGCCUGACAACAUAUUGCGACUCCCUCCUGGUGGUCCAACAGAUCCGAGGAGAAUUCCAGGUAAAAGAUCCUUUGCUAGAACAAUACUGGCUCAUAGUAAAGGAUCUCAUUUCAAAAUUUAGCUCAUUUACUAUACUACAUGUGCAUAGAGAACAAAAUGUUAGGGCGGACAUAUUAUCCAAACUUGCCGCCACUAGGGCGGAUACACAAACAUCAGUAUUAUCACAACUUACACUUACAAAGCCUAGCAUUGAACUAUUAUGCAUAGAAAACAUUAACCACCUCCAUGAUUGGAGAACAACUCUUCUUGAUUACAUAAGUACAGGCACCAUACCAGGGAGUGAGCUCAACCCACAACAGUUCAGACAUAAAGCGAGCUUCUAUACAAAGAUAGCAGGAGAACUGUACAGGCGCGGUUUCUCACAACCAUUGCUAAAAUGCUUAAGCAAAGACGAAGCAAGAGAGGUAAUGGACGAAGUUCACGAGGGUGUUUGCAGAAAUCACAUAAGAGGAAGAGCCUUCGCCGCUAAGAUAUCCCGAACAGGAUAUUACUGGCCGACCAUAAAGAGAGAUUGCAUAGCAAAAGUCAAGGCAUGUGACAAAUGCCAAAAACAUGAAGCCAUCUCCACAAAACCGGCCGAGGUGUUGCACAGCAUGGAGCAUCAUUUUAGCUCGGUCGAACAUCCACAAACUAAUGGGCAGGCCGAAGCUGCUAACCGAGUUGUAUUGCAGGCAAUAAAGAGAAAGCUUGAUAAUGCAAAGGGAGAAUGGGCCGAGCUAAUCCCGGAAAUAUUGUGGAGCUACAACACCACAGUACACAACACCAUGGGCGAAACACCCUUCAAGUUAGUUUAUGGCUCAGAAGCAUUAAUCCCCGUGGAAAUCGGAGUGCCGACAUUAAGAGCCGAGCUAUACAGCGAACAACAUAACAUAAGCACCAGAAAGGUCGAGCUUGACAUGGCCGAAGAAGACAGAGAAAUUGCCGCAAUCAGACAAAGAGCCCAGAAACAACUGAAAGAGAGAAAGCACAAUAAGAGAGUAGUGCCGAGAACAUUCAGCGAAGGCGACCUAGUACUCAGACGAACAGAAGAAGCCAGACGACCUCAUUCACAUGGCAAGCUCGCCGCAAAUUGGGAAGGACCGUUCCGAGUAUCAAAAGUAGUCGGAAUGGGCGCUUACCAACUUCAAACACUACAAGGCAAUCCGAUCCCAAGAAAUUGGAACAUUUCCUCUUUAAAGAUGUAUACAUCUUAA